AACGUCAAAUUUUGAAUUUCAUGUGGUUAAUGAUUGUUUUUUGCGUUAAUUUUUUCAAUUUAUUACAAAUAUGACUGCAAAUACGCUCACAUAAUUAAUGCUUUCGUCAUACAGAUUUCUCGUUAACCAUUUGAAAAAUACUUCCAACAUCAGGAAACUAUGGAAGAACCAACGUUACGUUAUGAGAAGAUAGACUUCUUGGGAGAGGGUCAGUUUGCAACAGUAUACAAAGCUCGAGAUGUAAAAACGGAUAAAAUAGUUGCAGUCAAGAAAAUAAAAAUUGGAUCAAGAAUGGAAGCUCGAGAUGGAAUAAACCGGACUGCUCUUCGAGAAAUUAAAUUGCUUCAAGAAUUGCAGCAUAUAAACCUUAUUGGACUUUUAGAUGUAUUUGGACAAAAAUCAAAUGUCUCAUUGGUAUUUGAUUUUAUGGAUACUGACUUAGAGAUAAUUGUUAAAGAUAGUAACAUUGUACUUACGCCAGGAAAUGUUAAGGCUUACACAAUCAUGACUCUGAAGGGUUUGGAAUAUUUACAUCAGAAUUGGAUAUUACAUAGAGAUCUGAAGCCCAAUAAUUUGCUAAUUAACAGAGAAGGCAUCUUAAAAAUUGGUGAUUUUGGGUUAGCAAAAGCCUUUGGCUCACCAACAAGAAUUAACACUCACCAAGUAGUCACAAGAUGGUACAGAUCACCGGAACUGCUGUUUGGUGCAAGGCAAUACGGAACUGGGGUAGAUAUGUGGGCUGUAGGCUGCAUAUUGGCUGAACUGUUACUAAGGGUACCCUUUCUGCCAGGAGAGACAGACCUCGAUCAACUUUCACGUAUAUUCCAAGUUUUUGGAACACCAACUGAAGAAAUAUGGCCUGGUAUGAAGAGCUUAACAGACUAUGUCCAAUACAAGCAGUUCCCAGCACAGGAGCUUCGGCAUAUAUUUAGCGCUGCGUCAGAUGAUCUGAUACAGUUGUUAGAGAGUUUGCUUUCCCUGUACCCGCCGCGUCGCUGCGACUGCACUCAGGCCUUGCAAAUGCCAUACUUUAGUAACAAGCCAGCGCCAUCUGCAGGAGCAAAACUGCCAAUGCCCACUUUUUUAUUCAAAAUGGAAUCGGAGAAACCAUCACUGAAAAGAAAACUAAUGGACAAUAUUGAUGGUGGAUCACUUGCAAAAAAGCUUCUCCAAUUUUAGACAUUGAACUUUGAUAGUUUGGACGUUUUAUAAUAGUGUAAUAUUACAUGCAAAGUGUGAUAAUUUUAUUAUUUUAUAGUGUUAGCACUGCCAUAUCACAUAAGGGGUGCUCUACCAUAAAUGGAGGAAUGUGUUGAAGUUUGGUGUAGGUGCAGACAACUGGCUUGACCGAAUAUCGAAAGAUGCUGAAUAGGUUUUUCCUUUGGAGACACCCAUAGACAUGUGCAAUUUAAGACACAAGGAGCUAAUAUUGUAAAUGAUUCCGAGAAGACUUUAAGAAUAUUUUGUGCAUUAUUUUAUGGAUGAUUACAUGAAGCUGGGCUUUCGGCAUCCAGUGGGGUAUAUAAGAUAAUUGUUGUAGGAUAAAUAAUAUUAAAAUAUAUAUUAGAUAAUUAA
This is a messenger RNA of Pararge aegeria (speckled wood butterfly), 1575 nucleotides long. RefSeq names its product cyclin-dependent kinase 7 (gene Cdk7). The transcript has 7 exons. Gene Ontology annotation, molecular function: cyclin-dependent protein serine/threonine kinase activity; RNA polymerase II CTD heptapeptide repeat kinase activity; ATP binding. The record is from RefSeq and is a predicted model, not a curated record. Gene Ontology annotation, biological process: protein phosphorylation; positive regulation of transcription by RNA polymerase II. Bases 160 to 1179 code for a protein of 339 amino acids. Lineage: Eukaryota; Metazoa; Arthropoda; Insecta; Lepidoptera; Nymphalidae. Gene Ontology annotation, cellular component: nucleus; cytoplasm; transcription factor TFIIK complex.